Messenger RNA from Paramecium pentaurelia, 1089 nucleotides. NCBI's taxonomy places the organism in Eukaryota, Ciliophora, Oligohymenophorea, Peniculida, Parameciidae. The record is from the annotation of a GenBank genome assembly.
AUGCAUACACUUAUUAUUUCGGUUGUAUAAUAUUUAAAGAAAGGAAAGAAGAAGAAACUAAAACAAAACAUGUAAAAAUUUGUAAAUUAUGACAAAAUUUUUGAUAGUGAUGAAGAAGUAGCCGAUGAACUUAUUUCAUAACCUAAAAUUAUGCCAUCUUAUAUAUAUGAAUUUAAUUUUGAGAAACUAUUCAAUAAUGGAAUUUCUUUACCUUUUUAUAAUUCAAACAUCCCAAUCACAUUGGUUAUUGGUGAAAUUAAUGUUGGAAAAACUCAUCUAAUCUAAUAAUUAAUUGGAACACCAUUAUAAAUUAUUCUAAAAAAGCAUAAUUCAAUUUUAUGUUAUCAAGAUUAAAAAUAAUGUUUUUUAGAAGUUUCUAUUGAUUGGAAUGAUUUUGAGUCAGUCUUCAUUUGUAAUGUUCUACAAAAGAUAUCAAAUCUAACAAUUUUAAUAAAUGAUUCAGUUAAUAAAAAAGUAUUAUCAUAAUUUGAACUUUGGAAUAAUGUAGUGAUUGUACAUAAAUACCUCAUUUAAGAAUAAAAAGACUUUUUAAUUGAAUAUAGAAAGUUGAAAGAACAUAAAACUUUAAAUAAUUUUUACUAUUAAAAAGGGUAGAUUCAUUUAUUUUAUGAAUAAAAUGAAACUUAUAAAUAAAUUUAGAGUAUAAAUUUAAAUAACAAAAAUACAUUAACUAUUCUCGAAGCUAUACAAAAAACCUUAAAUUAAUCAACAUAUUUAUUACCAUUUAAGAUUGAUCUUGUGUAUAUCAAUAAAAUUAUUUAAUUAAAAUAGUAACUAUAAAAUAAAGACAUUGUAGUUUAAUAUAUAAAAGAUUAUUAUGAAAAUAAUGAGUAAAUCUUGAAAUUUAAUUAAAAUAAAGAUUAUACAUUAAUAACAAUAACAAAACCUUAUUUAAAAAUAUAAAAUACUUCAGUUGAGAUAGAGAAUUCUCAAUUACUCUUAAACAUUAUGAUUAGAGAUUUAAGAUUUGCAUUUAUCAUCCCUUUUUUAUAUAAAAGAAAAUGUGGAUUUGCUCAAGUUUAGAUAAAUAUUUAAUAAGAUGAUUUUAUGAUAUUAUCAUUUAGUUGA